AUGCAACCCCUCAUAGGGACCCCUGCGCUGCAGUCUGACGAUCUGAUAGCGGGGGGGCCCCAUGGGGGUGGGGGGGCCCUGACCCUGCAGCAAGCGGGCAGGGCACCCGUGCCUCGGCUCCACCUCCCGGCGGUUUCCUGCUGCGCCCAAGCAGACGCUGAAAGAGGUAGCUUGGAUUAUUCUUCUUCUCAGGCCCCAAAGACCUCUCGAAUUCAAGCCGGCGGGGUUGCAUGCGGCGCUCAUCGCCACCUUCAGCUUCGCUGGGACCGCGAUGCUGCUGCUUCAACUACGGAGUCAGUGCUGCACCUCUGCACCUACAGAGGGGACCCCCGCCGGGCCCUGCAGAUAGGUGUGGGGGUCCCCCAGGGGGGUUCCCAAGGGUCCCCCUCCGCAACGCCCUCUGCAUUGUUGCAUGCGUUCGCACAGGCAAAAUGUGUUGACCGACUGGGGGAAGGAGAAUCUCCGUUUUCUUCUCACAAAAAGAGGCAGCUCGAACAGGGUGUUCACGCCCUUAAGACAAUAAGAACCCCAGAUGGCGCGGGUGCGGAACUCAGGGGAAUUCGGGGGGUCUCUGCAAGUGCUGGUGGCCCCCGGAUUCCUCAUGCUGUAGCACAUGCAGCUGAGCAAGCUGAGGCCGAAGACGGUUGCUGCAGCUCUCAGCAGCAGCAACAGCAGCAGAAGCAGCAGCACCCUGUGGCUGCUCGACUUCGUCUAGAUCUCGGUUCUGUUGUGGGGGCUUUAGAAACCAGCCCUCGGAGCCCAAUGAGCUUAAGGGCCCCAUUAGGCGCCGCCUUGGUGGGCCCCUCCUCCCCCUGCAAAGGUGCCCAUAUGGGGCGUAUGCGGUGUCUCGACACUGCAGAGGCGGUAGCAGCACGAUGCUACACGGCUCGGUUGCAGCAGCACAACGAGUGGCACGCCGAGCGUUUUUCCCCGCUGCAGCUGCAGGCUCGGCGUCAGCAGCAACAGCAGCAGCAGCACCGCCGGGGUCAUCUGACAGCUCGUGCAUGUACGCUGGGAGCCCAAGGUUGGCCUUCCGGCAACAGUCACCUGCAGGGGGUUUUGCUUUGUAGUGAAAGGGCCCCCCGGAGCAACGUGCAGAGCUUGGUGCAGCAGCUUGAGGCCCGUCGUCUCCGCAGCAAAGGCGGAGGGGCCCUCCGUAGUUUGGGGAGCCCCCUUGCGUGCAGCACUGAGCGGGAUGCUGUGCGUUUCAGAGGGUCUCUAGGGAAAGACGCAGCAGCCACGGGAGCCGCUGAUGCCCUUCCUACAACUGCAGCAGCUGGAGGACUUGAAUCAGCACCAAGGGAUGCAGCGAUGCCAAGAGAGGGAGCAGGAGCUGCGGAGACAGCCCAGCAAACAACGGCCACCUGCGGGGCUGGUGGUGCAGGACAGAUGCCAUUGGACGAGAGUUGGGGGGCUGGGGGACCACAGGGCUGCCCCCUAGGGAGUCCCCUGCUGCAGGCAGCGUUGGCCCGGGGGGCCCCGGAGAAGGUAGUUGGAUCCUACCUAUUAGGAAGGACCAUUGGGGAGGGCACCUUUGGCAAAGUGCGAGUAGCAACGCAUGCACUGACAGGCGAAUGCGUGGCGGUGAAGGUCCUGGAGAAGGAAAAACUGAAAGCAGCAGAAGACGCAGAACGGGUCUUAAGGGAAAUACACAUCUUGAGGGCUGUGCGGCAUCCCCACAUUAUUCAUCUGCUAGAGAUCCUCGAGACGGCAUCACGUUUGUACCUCGUCAUGGAGCUGGCAAGCGGGGGAGAGUUGUUUGACUUUAUUGUGAAGAGGCAAAAAGUAGACGAGCAAACAGCCCGCCGUCUCUUUAGACAAAUCCUUUCGGGAGUGGAGGCCCUGCACUCCCUGUGCAUCUGCCACAGGGACUUAAAGCCGGAAAACCUGCUGCUGGACUCUGCCAUGAACAUCAAAAUUGUUGACUUCGGCCUCUCUAACAUAUACAGCCAUAAACCCAUGCUCAAAACUGCAUGCGGCUCGCCCUCUUACGCAGCCCCAGAGAUUGUGCAGGGCAAGCUCUACUCUCCUUUGGCUGUUGACAUCUGGAGCUGCGGGGUGAUUCUGUAUGCGUUGUUGGUGGGCCGUCUGCCUUUUGAGGAGAACACCACGGAGGGCCUUUACCGCAGCAUUGUCAGCGGGAAGUUCUGCUGUCCUGACCAUUUGAGUCCCGAAGCAUGUAGUCUCUUAAAAGGCAUUCUAAAUACUUGUCCUCUCAAGCGCCUUGGGCCCCUGCAGAUCAAGCAACAUCCCUGGUUGAGUGUUGGAAGGGCUCAGCACAUUCCUCAUAGCCUCUGUUCCUCGCGUUGGCCCUCUGGGCCCCCUGUAUGCUCCCUUAAGGACUGUCGCGCUUGCGCUGAGUGGCUCGCGCCUCCGUCAGCCCAGUUGAGGCGAGACGUCCUAGAACAAAUGCCACCCAGUAACUACUCUCUUGAGGCCCUCGAGUGUCACAUCCGCUGCCAUCCCGUCGGUGCCCACGCUGCCACAUAUUAUUUGCUGUGUCUCAAAAAAAGGCGGGAAGAAGAGGCAGCAGCUGCUGCAGCAGGUGCCGGGAAAGCAGUAGCAGUAUCUCGGCAGCAGCAUACGCCUCGUUCUGUGCCUUCUUCCAAGGGCCCCCCGUCGGCGACAGACACAGUGGCACCGCCGGCCGCCAGAAACGAGCCCACCAAAGACAACCUUUCUUCAAUUACACAUAAGCAGGAGCCCACUGCUGGUCCUCCCCUCGCCGCUGCGUCUCGAGUUUUGGAUCCUAGGGGGACCCGGAUGCCGCUGUCCAGGUCUGGAGGGGCCCCCAGGGAGGUCCCCAAGGCAGCCCCCAGCAAGGUUGUGACCUCCUUGGCUCAAAAGCGCAUGAAAGGUUCCUGCAGCUCCGAUGCCUCCUUGCAGCAGCGGCUGGAGCAACGACUUCAGCAGCAGCGGCAGCAGCACAAGCUGCAGCUCGCAGAGCAACUACUGCAGCCACUAGUCUGCCGCUCCACCAAAUCGCGCCCUGGUCCCAGCACCAGCAGCAACCCGACAGGUCUCAUACUCUCCUCUUCAGCGGACAUGUCUCCUCAGGCAAAGUGUGUUCAACUCUCACAAAGCGAGAGUGCAAGGGAGCCCGAGGGUUUAGAGACCCUCCAGCAACCCCAGGAAAAGCCCCCACCUGCAACACCAAGGCGUAAUCUACAGCCAAAGGAGGAGGGGACUGUGGAGCCCCCCAUAAGACAAAGCGCAGUGAAGCACACACAGGCCCCUAGGGAGGUAGGGCCCGACCUGCUGCAACAGCAGGAGCAGGGACUGUCUCCGACACAGAAACAAUUUGAGCCCGUUGUGCAGCAGCAGCAGCAGAAUCAGCAGGAGCAACGGCACAGCAGCCAACACCAAAGCCUCCCACAGCAGCACCCACCACAGAGAGUUGCAGUGGAGACAGAUCAGACUCUUCCACAGCAAAAGACGAGCUGUACAGCUCUGCAGCUCACGCAGCUAAUGAUGCGCACCAUGUAUGUGACGCACCAUCAGCAGCUUCGUUUGCAGCAGACUGCGGAUCUAGAGGGGACACCUGUAACAGACAACUACCCCCUCAGGGGCCUGCUCACCGCUCGCGGACAUCAACCGCACAGUGCGACACUGAGCUGUCUCCUAGGCCCGCCCCCUGCCAGCCCUGGCCGUGCGCUCCAAUCUCUGUUGUCUCCACGCUGCCUUCUUUCUGGUGGUGAGCUUCGCUGCAAAGCCAGCACGCAGCAGCGGCAGCAGGUGGGCAAUGCGUCUGCAUCAGUAGGUUCCGCCGCUCCUUGCAGCAGCCCUUCGAUGCACCAAGACGCGUCGGCGCAUGCAGACACACCGCAGAGCCAGCAGGCAGACGCCCAAACAUCUACUGCUCCAAGACCCACAGCUAUAAAGUCGACGUUUUCACGGAGAGAAGGGGCGGCACUGCCAGGCACGAUGCCUUGCGCUUAUAAAGGUGUUGCCAACACUCCUUUACUAAAGGAAGACAAAUGCAAACGCAUGCAAGCGGAAGAUCAGCAGCAAAUUCAGGGGGCUGCAGACGCAACAGCAGCUGCAAGUUCAACACCCGGAAUUCCUAAUGCGUACUCCAGAAGCCCUACCUGCAUCAAAAAGGGCACCAGCAGUUACAGCAGCAGCAGCAGCAAUUCGUGCGCACCUACGGGCAAGCCAACACGGGCCGCCAGCUUAACAUCAUCUUCAGAGGGAGCAGGCAUGCGGAAUCGGAAGCCCCCGGGUCCCAUUGGCUGCGUCUCGCUGCAAAAGCAGCAACGACAAAACCCACUACAGCGCGGGCAGCAACCCCCUUUUCUGCACUCCAGUACAUGGCAAACAAAGCGAGGCUCCAUACGGGGGGAGCAGCAGCGGCUGAUAGCAGCAGCUACAGGACGCAGCGCGACAGCAACAAACACCCCCAGGGCCCCUUCCCGAGGAGAGGCCACCACCGUGGGCCUCCCUGUGGCAAAGGCCCAGGGGAAGGCUGGGGUCUCAAAGGGACCUCCCAAGAGAGUAGCCCCUUUGCGUUUGUCUCUUAGCACAGGCUGCGCCUUACCAGCUAUAGCGGCGGCAGCAACAGCAGCUUCUUCUAGCAUGGUAGAACGAAGGCCAGUUGGUGUUUGUCUAGAUGAUGGACUGAGGAGGCGAUCGUUGGAGGGGCCGCCGCACAGGGGCUCCCUAACUGCCAGAACUUCUAUUAGGUCCGGGGUCCCUGCAGGUGGAAAAGCAGCAACAACACCCAGCAAAGACACGAGGAGGCUGGGGAGCAGAUUUGGAGAGGGGAAUGGGAAGGCACAAGACUCGGAAAAACCCUUUGGUAUUAGAGCCAACUCCAGCGCCUUUAGCAGCAGGGCCCUUCAGCCUCCUCUGUCCGCUCGAAAACCCAGUUCGAGCUCCAAACAGCUGCCUCAGAAUGCAGCAGCAACUGGUGUGACCCGCGUCCCUCCGCGAUCAGUGGUGCCUGCGGGAGCCCCAGCUGCUGCAGCAAAGGCAACAACAGCAACAACAACAGGAACUCUUCUGCUGCAGAGUCGGCACCGCUCUUUGACAGCUGAAGGCCUGCCAAGCGAUCGCUCACAGGCCCCUGUGAGUACCUGUGGUAUUUUCACAGGGACUACAGCUGCCCAGAAAGCAACUACAGCCUUCAAGGGCUACCAAGAUGACAGUCGCAUGCAGAGGAUCUGCCGAACAGGAUCAACCACCACCAGUCUAACGAGGAGAUCCGCAGCCGGAGGAGGGCUUCCCCAAGGAGCAGGAGCAGCCGCCUUUACUUCGGGGUCCGGAGAGGGGCUUAGGCCUGCAGCUGCUCCAGCAAGCAACAGAACAUUGGAGGGGCGUGCAAAAGUCAGUGCAAGGAGCACAACGUCCAGCACUAAACGCUCCAACAGCGGGGUCCCGGGACUGUUAGCCCCUCCAAAGGCUACCAUUGUGUCUAGAGGGGGCCUCCAUCCAAUGUCACUGCUGUCUACAAGAGCCUCUGUGCAGCUGACUCAUUCAAACAGGAAGCAGCAGUUGCAACAGCAACAAUCCCAGCAGCAACAGCAGCCUAAGCGAGGGUCUCUGCUUCGUUGCAGGACAGCGGGGACUGCUGACGAAAACCGAAAGAACGGUCGGAAACCGUUCCAAGGGAUACCCAGCAACCGCAGCAGCCUCCCGAAGGGAGCAUGCUGA
Messenger RNA from Eimeria maxima, 5652 nucleotides. RefSeq names its product CAM kinase, SNF1 family, putative. The coding region runs from base 1 to 5652 and encodes 1883 amino acids. Gene Ontology annotation, molecular function: protein serine/threonine kinase activity; ATP binding. Gene Ontology annotation, cellular component: cytoplasm. The record is from RefSeq and is a predicted model, not a curated record. Gene Ontology annotation, biological process: protein phosphorylation; intracellular signal transduction. NCBI's taxonomy places the organism in Eukaryota, Apicomplexa, Conoidasida, Eucoccidiorida, Eimeriidae. The transcript is spliced from 7 exons.